AGGACCCUGCCGGCCUCCGUCCUCUUCCGCUCGCCUCAGGUGCGGCACGGAUCCCUCCGCCUCAGCGAGCGCUCCCGGUAGCGCUGCGAUCGGCUUUUCGGCAAUACCCGGAUGGAAGCAUAAUGGCCGCCUUAAGGGACUCGCAGGCAAUGGGGACCACGACAGGUAUUCCCCGUGAGCGGGGCCGCCCAGACCUGUUAGGAUGCCGGGACUUCUAGAGAGCCAGCUAGGGGGCAAAGGGCGAGUUUGUGGGGGCUGCAGGGCCCCCCGAACCCUCUCAGGGUUCCGCCUCUCGUGAUAGGAAGCGUCUGUUAAAUAGUCCCGGCCAUUCAGCGCUUCCGCCUAACUUGUCGCAAAGUUUUUCCAGAGAAGUCGGUCCUUUUACUAGGCGCUCUUAGGCUGCCAGAGCUAACCUUCAGUCCUUUAGCCUGGGCUUGCUUUACGUCGGGGCUUUUUGAACUCCGCACUCUUCCACAGUCCAGGAACUGGAGCGGGAGGGCAGCACAGUGUGCCUCCGCGAGCCCGAGGGGCAGCCGAGCCCCGGAGGAAGGGGCGGAUCGGGCGCGGUGUUUGGGACGGAGCGGGGCGCGCGGCGCUCGAAGCACCCACUCGGCGCGUUCCGGGGCUGGUGGAGACUGCUUGGGCACCCCUCAGACCGCACCCCUCGAGCUGUAGGUUCGCAGGUCCACGGCAGCCCGACUCGACGGCGUCCCCAUUGUGGGUUCAGUCUGUGGUCUUUGGAGGUCUUUUUUUUGUUGUUGCAGAUAUGCUCAAGUCUCUGGCGCGCGCUCCUUCCUCCAGAGUUGGCCAAGGGCGCUCUUCUGUGCAGACCCCAACCACACCCAGUGGCAGAUGGAUUUCUUUGUAACUGGCUUUCUUACUUGUAGGGUCCAUUUUGAGUCUGUUCUUAACAUGUCCUCAUUGUCAAGUAGUAGACAGUCUCUUCCUAGAUGGCUAUGGUAAUUGAAAAUAUAUAGGAUGAAUGUAUGUAAGGUAAAAUGUUAUAGCUCUUAAGUAGACCAAUGAAACAGAUACGGUAGCUUUAACGUUCUGAAUGCAAAAGUCCAGGUUCAGUCUUCUAUUUAGGUUUAAAUUUGGGGGCGUUUACUGUUUGUGAACUAUUUUAGCGAAAACAUUCGUUGGGUAUGUUUGGAUAUCAAAACUUAAAAAAACACUAGAAAAGUAAAAUAAAUCAAUGUUUAAAGAAUACAUAAUAGUGUUGAACUCUGCGCGGUUGUCACGAUGAUGAAACAUGCCACCAAACUGUACAUCAGGGUGGGAAUUUCAUUAACUUUGAACGUCUAUGUGUUAGGCCUAGUUUACUGAAAUGGUUGAAUUGUUUUUCAUGCAGGAAGGGAUCCGAUUUGAGUGUACUGUAAAGUUAUUGUACUCAAGUUGAACAGAUAAAAACCACUUAAAUGGAUUCUGUGAAAUACCCUAACAUUUUUCAGAGUUUAACUGCAAAUCAAUAGAAGUGGGUUCAUUAUCUUUCAACAAAACUGAAUUUUCCUGAAAUUCAUUAAGACAUUGCAUUGUAUUAACUUUUUUCAGGGUGUUAACAUUUCAUGAGGACGGUAAGCAUAGUAGACCAUGUUGAUUUUUGUUAAAAUUCUCAUAAAUAAGAUGAAUCCUAGAUCUAGAAAAUUAACAAAAGGGUGGGGAAGGAGAAAAAUGUAGGUAUCUAACACCUGUUCUGCACAUCCAAAUUUUUCCUUAUUGUUGCCACGAAAAAUAUCAUCUCUUCUUUUGAUCACUGCUCCUGAUUGUGGCUUUGUCCAAGCAUUAAAUUGUGUGCCUUUUGUUCCUUGAAGAAAGAGCUGGUGCUAGCAACCCCAACUGUGUCUGGUCUCUGGACCCAGCUCAAAGCUCUGGAUUCAUUCUCUUCCCAUACCUCAGCCUGAGCCUUCUGUCACCCCAAAGGGCUUCACACAAGCUUCCUCUCAAGCCCUCACUUCUCUCACAAGAUGAAGAAACUAAAACACAGAGAUUGAGACUUGUCUAGAGUAACACAAACCAAUGAGGAAACUGAGGUGCAGAGAAGUCAAACCUUGCCCAGUGUUACAGAGCAGAGCUGGAAGUAAAGCUUGUAUUUCCUGAGAUCCAGAUUAGUGUUAUUUCUACUUCAGACUAUUACUUCUUGUUCUUUGUUUGAUUUUAGGUGAGUUAAUGUGGGAAAAAUCCUGGUAUUUUGAAGAUGUCUCGGCACAGUAUUGUUUCCUGUUCAAAUUACAAGUAACUUCAAGAGUUUGCAGGAAAAAAAGAAAUUGGGAUUUUUUUGGUUAAAUCAUGCCAUCUGAACAGAAACAUUUAUUUUUUGAUGAAAAACAGAAUACUUUAAAAGGAGAUUAUGAUGUGAAAAAUGAGAUAGUUGAUACUAUCAGAUCAGUACUUAAACCAAAAAUUUCAGAAAGUAGUUUUCAUUAUGAACUAAAAAAUGUGAAAAUUGUUUUGCCGAAGAUAAAUAUUCCAAAUGAGGUCCUAUUGAAACAUGAAGUUGACAAAUACAGAAAAUUAUUUCAGCAUAAACCACAGACUGCAAGAAAAUCUAUCAGUAUAAAGACUGUAAGCUGUGUAGAGGAGUGUAUGUUACUCCAUAAGUCUGAGAGAGUUGAAGAAGGUAUAAAAAUGUCUGCAAAAAUACUCAACUUCAACUGUUUGAAGUGCCGAGAUAGUACUCGGUAUAGCCCAAAUGAUUUGCAGAAACACUUCCAAAUGUGGCACCGUGGUGAAUUACCUUCAUAUCCUUGUGAAAUGUGCAGUUUUUCAGCAAAUGACUUCCAGGUAUUCAAACAACACAGACGAACCCAUAGAAUUACUUUAGUAAAAUGUGACAUUUGUAACAAUGAGAAUUUAUAUACUUUAUUAGACUUGACAAAGCAUUUUUCAUCCACACAUUGUGUAAAUGGUAAUUUUCAAUGUGAAAAGUGUGAAUUCUCCACCCAGGAUGUUGGCACAUUUGUUCAGCACAUACAUAGACAUAACGAAAUCCUUUAUAGAUGUGGUAAAUGCCAUUAUAUAUGUUUAACCAAAGGAGAGCUUCAGAAGCACCUUCAUAUUCACUCUGGUACGUUUCCCUUCACUUGUCAAUAUUGUAGCUAUGGUGCUACCAGGAGAGAGCACCUUGUAAGACAUGUUAUAACUUUGCACAAAGAACAUUUAUAUGCGAAAGAAAAACUGGAAAAAGACAAAUAUGAAAAAAGGAUGGCAAAGACUUCAGCAGGACUUAAACUAAUAUUGAAAAGAUAUAAAAUAGGUGCAUCAAGGAAGACAUUCUGGAAACGUAAGAAAAUCAACAAUGGAAGUGACAGAAGUAUAGAAAAAAACACUCAAGUGCUUAAAAAAGUGAACAAAACACAGGCUAAAUCUGAAGACCAGAGCCAUCUUGUUCAGGAACAUUUAAAUGAAGAAAAAGAUGAAAGACUAUACUGUGAGAAUAAUGAUAAACCUGCUGAGUCAGAGUCAGAAAAGCCAACUCUUCUGUCCACUGGGCAAUGUAAUGGAGCUGAAGAGGGAUCAAAUUCUACUUCAGGUUUCUUGAAGACUGCUGUACAAGGACCUACGGUGUUAAUGGUAAAAAAUAAUAGAAUAACAAUUCCUGCUAACUACAGUGCUAAGUUUAUGGGCUUUAAGAUGGUGGAUGGAAAACAACAUAUUGUAAUAAAACUGUUGCCUACCAAUAAACAGAAUUUAUAUUCACCAGGCUCACAGUCAGGUGCUGUAAGGGACAGUACUGCAAUUUUGCAGCCCCAGACUUUGGACACUACUGCAUUUUUAACAGGAGUAACAACUGAGUUAAAUGACACAGUUUACAUGAAAGCAGCUACUCCAUUUUCAUCUUCAUCUCCUAUACUUUCAGGGAAGGUAACUUCAGAAAAAGAAAUGGCUUUACUAUCUCAAACAAGUAAUAUGCUUCCAACUAUGGAUGAUGAAAAAAGUGUUUCUCCUUUGCCAAUAACAUCAGAAUUGAUUACAGCAUCGGUGAAUUUGACCACAAAAGUAGAAACAAGAGAGAAUGUUGACUUAUGGGGAAGUCAUAUUACUCAUUGUCACCCUGAGGUAUCAGGUAGUGCCAUGAAAAGUCCAGAUAAAGUCACCUGUACUACCAAACCGAAUUCAUACAACAGUGGAGAUAUGCAUAACUAUUGCAUUAAUUAUGUCAACUCUGAGUUACCUGUUGAAUCUUCCAACCAAGGGUCAUUACCUUUUCAUAAUUACUCAAAAGUGAAUAAUUCUAAUAAACGUCGUAGGUUUUCAGGGACAGCAGUGUGUGAAAACCCUCAAAGAGAAUCUUCAUCAAGCAAGACAGUAGUUCAACAACCAAUAAGUGAGUCAGUUUUAUCACUAGUGAGGAAGGAGAGCUCAAACCCAGAUAGCCUUUUAGCAUCUAUUAGUCAUUUAAAUACUAAAGAUGGAACUUUAAAAACACAAUCUGAAAUUGAAGAACAGUGUGUUUUAGAAAAAGGACAAAACAUUGAUGGACAGAAUCUAUACACUAAUGAAAAUCAGAAUUUAGAGAGCAUGACUGAAAAGCCUAAAUGGGAUGACGUUUCUAGUGUUGAGUCACCUAUGAUGCCUAGAAUUACAUCUGUUUUCUCUCUCCAGAGCCAACAGGCGUCAGAACUUUUGCCACCUGAAAUAAACCAGUUACUUCAAGAUGUAUUAAAAGCAAAACCUGAUGUAAAACAAGACUCUAGUAACACUCCAGAUAAAGACCUGCCGCUUCAUUGUGACCAGUCAUUUCAGAAACAUGAGGGAGAAGACAAAAUAGUUGAAUCUUCAAAAGACUUGAAAGUACAAGGCUUCUUUCCGAUUCCAUCUGGUAAUAUGGGGAUUAAUGUGGCUACAAAUGAUCUGAAUUUCAAAUGUAGUGGAAAAGAAAAGCACAUGUUGUCAAUGUCACAAGAUGUGAGAGAUUCAGAGAAGACCCCUAGAAUUUCUGGUUUUGGCACAUUACCUAAGACUCAGUCAGAUGCAAUAAUUACACAGCAGCUUGUAAAAGACAAACUACGAGCCACUACGCAAAAUAUAGGUUCUUUAUAUGUGCAGAGUCCACUUGUAAAUUCAGAACCAAAAAAGGCGAUCUUUGUUCAGACUCCAAAAGGCUUUUUUGUACCAUUGCACAUUGCUAACAAACCUGGAUUACAUGUUUCAGGAAGACCACUUCCAUUGGUUAAUACACAAGGUGUCCCUGCCUCUCUCCUUUUAAACAAGAAACCUGGGAUGAUUUUAACAUUUAAUAAUGGGAAACUUGAAGGUGUUUCUGCUGUCAAAACUGAGAAUGCUCAAGCUUGUGGAACUACAAAUAAGGAGCCUUGCAGAACACCUUUUUUAAAAGUAGAACCAAACAGUAAUUGUCUAACCCCUGCACUUUGUUCCAGCAUUGGCAGCUGUUUGAGCAUGAAAAGUAGCUCAGAAAAUACUUUGUCAUUAAAAGGCCCUUACAUUAUUAAAACGCCAGCAAGUUCUUCAGUGAAAGGUGUUCCUGCUCCUAAUAUAAUAUCUGAGCAUCAGGGCACUAAGUUGAAUAUCUCGGAUUCAGUAAAACAGCAGAACAAGAUUUUUCCAAAACCACCUCUUUACACCCUUUUGCCUGAUGGCAAACAAGCUGUUUUUUUAAAGUGUGUGAUGCCAAAUAAGACUGAGCUGCUUAAGUCUAAAUUAGUCCCGAAUAGUACUUAUUAUAAAAAUAUACAGCCAAAGAAACCUGAAGGAACACCACAAAAAAUACUGCUGAAAAUUUUUAACCCUGUUUUAAAUGUGACUGCUGCUAAUAAUCUGUCAGUAAACAACUCUGCAUCCUCACUGCAGAAAGACAAUGUACCAUCUAAUCAGACUAUAGGAGGAGAGCAGAAAGAGCCAGAAUCUUCUAGAGAUGCCUUACCCUUAUUACUAGAUGAUAUGAUGCCAGCAAAUGAAAUUGUGAUAACUUCUACUGCAACAUGCCCAGAAUCUUCUGAGGAACCAAUAGGUAUCACUAACCAUUCAGAGGCCAGGGUAUUAAGGUGUAAAACAAAUUGUACAAUUGAGAGAAACUUCAAUAAGAAAAAGACUUCGAAAAAGAAAUGUUCAAGAAUAAAAACUCAUGAAAGAAGUAAAGAUUCUGAAACUUCCUUUGUAUCUAGAAACAGAAACUGUAAACGCAAGUGUAGGGAUAGUUACCAAGAACCUCCAAGAAAAAAAGCAUUACACAGAAAGUGUAAAGAAAAAGCAAAGCCUGAAGAUGUCCAUGAAUCGUUCGGAUUCAUCAGACCCAGGCUUUCAAAAGAUUCAGUCAGAACUUUGCGGCUUUUCCCCUUCAGUUCCAAACAGCUUGUGAAAUGUCCUAGGAGAAACCAACCAGUUGUAGUUUUGAAUCAUCCUGAUGCAGAUGCCCCAGAAGUAGUAAAUGUAAUGAAAACUAUUGCUAAAUUUAAUGGACGUGUACUUAAGGUUUCAUUGUCAAAAAGAACUAUCAGUGCUUUACUGAAACCAGUUUGUUAUAACCCUUCUAAAACAACUUACGAUGAUUUUCCCAAGAGGCACAAAACAUUUAAACCUGUUAGUUCUGUGAAAGAAAGAUUUGUGCUAAAAUUAACUCUCAAAAAGACAAGCAAAAACAAUUACCAGAUUGUGAAAACUACCUCUGAAAAUGUUCUGAAGGCUAAAUUUAACUGUUGGUUUUGUGGUAGAGUAUUUGACAAUCAGGAUGCUUGGGCUGGUCAUGGUCAGAGACAUUUAAUGGAAGCUACUCGUGAUUGGAACAUGUUAGAAUAAUUUACUGUAAUUACCAAGGAAAAGAAAAGUAAAAUUACCUUAGAAGAAAAUAGUGGGUUGAAUUACUAAUGCAGACAUUUUUUACUUCAAUGUAGUACCUGAAGUUAAACAUUUAAAAGUUGGCUAUAUUUCCAUGGAAGAGCAAAAGUUUUAGUGUGAUAUUUGAAAAUGCUGUCAGUCAGUGCACAUGUUAAGUUUUGAAAGAAACUAAUCAGCACAGAUACACCUUGAUUUAAUUUUUUAAAAUGUGUUCUCGGGAAGUUAGGGCUAAAGAAAAUUUUGAUAAAACAGUUUUCCCAGUUUAGUGACUCUUAGUAGAGAGUAACAGCUGACAGCCCCAUUCCCUCUCUUCUUCCACCAGCCUUAUGAUUCUGAUAACUAUAGCUCCCCUGAAGAGGCUGAGAUCUCUUUCAUUAUGGAACUGAAGGAGUUUCUCAUUAUUUGUGAAGAUACUCUAAGAGAACUUGGGUAAAGAACUUACUCUACAUCUGCAAAAUGUAGUUCUUUUGAAGGUAGUUAAGCUCCUUUGAGGGUACAUUUAACUCACUACAGUUACACCUCAUAUGAUUGUUGAUAAGAGUUUUUGACAAGCAGAUCUUUUUUCCUUGUAAGCUGUGUUCCAUGUCAUUGAUUGGAACUCUCUUCCAAUGUGAUUUUCUUUUUCUAAAUGGCUCUCAAGUGUUGCAGUAGAUGGGCAAUCUCGAGAGAAGAAUUAAACUCUCUUUGUCUAGUUUGAAGUUCAUUUAAAGAACUUGAACAUUUUUCUGAAUUUGGUUAUAUUCCCCAGUGAUUCCCUUGCACAGAACUAUGUUUAUUUGAUUUAAAUUGUCCCCUCGUAAACCAAGUGGCCAAUUUUUUUCUUGGUUGCCAUCCCUUUUAAAAAGAGUGAAACAUAGAAGCACUUCCAAGGGAAUGGCUUUUCUUGAAAAUUAAAAGUUACUCCUCAGAAACAAUAUUUUGAAGUAAGAUUAGCAAAGCAAAUCAUACUUUUGUGUUUAUUAUUAGUGUCUGAACAUGUCCACAUUGGGACAAACCAUUUUUGUUAGCAACUUUUCAGUAUGACUGACAACCCAAAGCAGAUUACUGAUUGUUUGCAGUUGGAAAUUGAAGAAGCAUUAAUAGUGGACUCAGUGACAGUGCAUAAAACUUCAGGACAGAUUCCGAAGGGGCAUGUCCAACAGGUAGAGUUUUUAAAUGAAUAUUUUCAUGACAACAGAAUCAUCGAUUUAAACUUCCCACUUUGUAAGUUUGGAUCAAAUUUUGUUGGACCAUUGGACAAUGGAGUUCUUGUAUUAAAAAAUUACAUACUAAUUUUUGUUACAUUGUUACUACUAGUGUUAUGACAUUUUCAUUGAUUGAAUGAAAACUUCAGGGCUCCUUUUCUGUAUAUAACAAAGAAUUUAGAACCUGUACAUAUUUUUGUACCUUUCAGUUAUGUAAAUUUUGCACAGAAAGUUUUUGACAUAAAAAGUUUAUUUUCUUUCAAUUUAGUUCUGUGCAUGCACUAAUAAAACUUGUCGUUUAAUUUAAAAGGAAUAUAUAAGACUUUACCCAUGUUAUUUUUUUGGUUUUUAUUUCAGAUGUACAAUUUCUUUUUUUUUGAUAAAUUCAGUUUUCAGGGAUUGAACACUAUUGUUAGCAAGUGCCUAAAAGAUGUGAAACAGUUUACAUACGUCAACUGUAACAUUAGGUCCCAAAUGGGCCCACUCCCCCAAUAAUUUUAUUUUAAAGAAAGCCAUACAUAGAUGCUUCAAGCUAUCUUGCUAUGCACAUUAUACAUGUACUGUUUUUGUGCAGUUUGUCUACUUUCUUAGAAGUGAAGUAUUUUUUUGUACAAAACCUGUUACAAUUGUGUUUCUUAAAUUGAGCCUAAGAACGGAGUUGAUUGGA
This is a messenger RNA of Balaenoptera ricei (Rice's whale), 8643 nucleotides long. RefSeq names its product zinc finger protein 518A (gene ZNF518A). Gene Ontology annotation, biological process: regulation of transcription by RNA polymerase II. Bases 2287 to 6753 code for a protein of 1488 amino acids. Gene Ontology annotation, cellular component: nucleus. Gene Ontology annotation, molecular function: DNA-binding transcription factor activity, RNA polymerase II-specific; RNA polymerase II transcription regulatory region sequence-specific DNA binding. NCBI's taxonomy places the organism in Eukaryota, Metazoa, Chordata, Mammalia, Artiodactyla, Balaenopteridae. The transcript has 6 exons. The record is from RefSeq and is a predicted model, not a curated record.